CCCUUUCCCUCUGCCCUGCACAGCACCCCUCGCCUUGCUUGCACUCCCCUCGGCCUCACCUCCUUGCCCACACACCCUCACGCCUCAGCUGCCUGAAUUGUUAUCGGCGUCCAGUCUUCGACUCGUAUGUUUCGGUCACUGUCGCUUCAGCCGUCCGUGCUAGCCUGAGGGUUCUUUCCCUCUAUCCUGCUAAACGGAACGAUAAUUGUUGUUGCCAUGUCGCGGCGUGAAUUGUGAAUAGCGGGUAGCAGUGCGCCGUCCGCCAUGGCGCACAGAAAGACCUCCUCGCAGACCAGGCCGCACGCGCAGCCGCGUGCCGCCGAAACCCGGCAUGCGCAGCGACACAAGCGGCGCAAGCUGGUGGAGCGGCUGGGGCCCGUGUGGAGCGACGGCGAGCUGCGCGCGUUCUACAGCCUGCUCCGCGCCGAGGGGAAGAACUGGCGCAAGGUUGUGGCGGAGUUACCGGGGCGAACAGAGGAGAUGGCAGAAGCACUCUUCAACAUGAAUAGAGCGUACCUGUCGCUGCCCGAGGGAGCAGCGUCGGCGGUGGGGCUCGUGGCCAUGAUGACGGACCACUACUCCAUGCUCCACGAGGCGGCGACAGAGCAGCCGCAGGGAGCAGACGAGGCAGCACAGGCAGCAGGGCAGGACCACGGGAGCCAGGCGGCGUCUGUCACUCCGCCUGUGGGGCGCCGAGGGAGUGCUGGCCGCGGCAGCAGGGGGGGCGGUGGUGUGAGUGAGAGUGCGAGUGAGGCGGAAGGGGAGAGUGAAGGGGAGGGGGGCGGUGUUGGUUUCAGAAGUGAGAGUGAUAGGGGCAGUGAGAGUGAGGGGGAGAGUGAGAAUGAGAGUGAGAGUGAGGUGAGGGUGCAGUCUCACAGGCCUGCCACCAGGAGCAGGCCGCACACGGUUGCCGUGGUGGCAGGGGCAGGGGUGGCAGGGAGAGGUGAUGCAGACAGGGAAGGCGAGAAGAGGUGCGCUGCUAGUGGUGGUGGUGGUGGUGAUGUGCGAGUUUCACUGCCACAACAGCGGCAGCAGCAGCAGCAGCAGGAGAAGGAGAAGGAUAGCAGAGUGCAAGAGAGGUCAACGCGCGGGGGUGCUGAGAGUGCGGUGGCAGGGCGAGGGGCGGCGGACGCAGGGGCAGCAGAGGCAGGGGCGCGUGGAGAUGACGUGAGGGCUGCUGGCGUGCUGGCAGGGGCGGGGGCAGAGGGGUCUGGAGAGGAGAAGGGCCACGGGGGUGGCAGCUCCGGAUUGGACGCCCUGGCGACGCUGGCGGAUAUUUCUCUCACAGCCAUGGCUCAUGCCAGCAACCACGCUGCCCCUGCCGGCUCUGCUGCUGUGUCUGCUAGCGGCGCUGCUGCUGAUGCCUGUGCCGCUGCCCGUGCUGCCAGUGCUGCCGGUGCUGCUGCUGGCACAGGCCAUCUGGCACCGCCCCAGCAGCAGCACGAGGAGGAGGGGGAGGAGCAGGGCGAGGGAGGUGCAGUGCAGCAGCAGCAGGCAGGCGGCAGCAAGGCGGGUGUGGAGGGGAAGGGAGGCGGGGCGCAGGGCAGCAGCGAGGCAGGCAGGGCGGGUGGGGAGGUGCAGAGGAAGAAGAAGAAGAAGCUCAGGGCGGGAGGGGCCGUGGGGAGUGCGGGGAAUGAGGGGAAGAGGAGCAAGGCCGACCACCCUAUAGGCCCGCCCCACCUUCCCGCCUCCCUCCCCUUACCCGGCUCCUACCCUCUCCUGCCCCCACCGCCAAUGCCCCCCCUGCCCGUCCCUCUCACCUUCCCUGCGCACCCUCCGCCACCCGCCAUGCCCUUUGCUGCCCCUACCGCCCCUGUGCCAGCAGCACCCGCAGUGCCAGCCGCUGCAGGAAUUCGGCCCGGCAGAGCGAGUGCUUUCAGUGUUGUGGUCCCAGGCGUGCCGGGUGCCAUUCCAGGUGCCAUGUCAGGUGCCAUGUCAGGUGCCAUGUCAGGUGGGAUUCCAGGUGGGAUGCACAGCGCUGCAGCUGGUGGCAUGGCAGCAGGCAUGGGAGCGGCCGGAAUGGGAGGGGGGGGGGGCAUGGCGGGAGGAGCUGUGGGUGGCGGUGGGGCGCGUGUGGAGGAGGACCCGCUGGACGACAUGCUGCGGCGCUUCCAGCACGCCGCCGCCGCACACGCCACCGCCACCACUAGGGUGGGUACCGCCGCGCACGCAGGCAACGGCGCGCAUGCUGGCAGCGGCAGGGCGGCGGGGAGUGGGGCGAAGUUGAGCAGUGCACGGCAGGCAGGGGGCGAGGCGAGGGCGGGAGGGGAGGCGCGGGCAGGGGGCGAGGCGCAGAGGAAAGCAGCAAGCGAGGGGCAGAGGCAGCAGGGAGCAGGAGGUGGGGCGAAGGCGGCAAGGGGAAGCAAGGGGGCUGUGAAGGCAAGGAGGAAGGGGGAGGAGCAGGCGCAGGGCGAGAGGAAGGGGCAAAGCAAGGGGAGGGAGGAGCCUGUGCAGGGCGCGGAGGAGCAGCCCCACGCCACUCCCCGCUCACAUGCUCCCUCCGCCCCUCCAAUGGUGGCUUCCCGGGCUGCCCCUGCUGCUACAGGCGCUGCUGAUGCGGGUGCACGUGUGGCGGAUGGGGAGCGAAGGAGAGAGAGGAGGAAGGGGAAGGAGGCAGGGGCGAGGGAGCGGAAGAAGGGCAAGGAGGGGGGAGUGAGAGAGAGGAGGAAGGGGCAGGAGGGGGGAGGGGCAGAGAGGGUUGCGCUGGACCUGAUGGGGGGCGACAGGGAGGGUGCAGUGGGUGGCGUGGGGGACGCUCAGGCGCCUCAAGGAACGAGUGCGGCGGACAGGGGUGGUGUGGAGCAGGCGGAGUGGGUGGACUCGCAGCUGCAUCCCACCCAACAGCAGCACCACCAGCGACGGCCAGUCACAGCACAGCUGCUGCCGCUGCUGCCACCCUCACAGCGCACUGACACAGCAACAGCAGCAGCAGCGGCGGCAGCAGCAGCAACAGCAGCAGCAGCAGCUCCCACCGUUGGCUCCCGAGCUGCUGCCCUCUCCCAUCCCCUCUCCCCCUCCUCCUCGCCCUCUCUCUCCCUCCGCCUACCAUCCACUCUCCCCCCCUCUCCGCACCUCUCUGCAUCCCUCACCCCUGCUGCUGCUGCAUUCCACCUCUCAACGGCACCACCGGCCCUACUGCUGCAAAUGCCACCUCCCAUUCCUCCAGCACAGUCCGUGCCCCCUAUGCCUCCCAUGCCCAACCACACGGGCUUCCCCCCGCGCUCUGCCCCUCUGCGCCUGCCCCUCCCCUUGGGCGGGGAGCAGCAGCGGGGAGGGGAGGCGAAGGCGGAUGCCACAUGGGCGCCCAUGCCACAUCAGUCUGCAAACCACGUGCUGCCACCUCAGCAGCUAGAGCACCAGCAGCUGGGAGGUGGCAUCGGGGGCAGAGUGCCGGCAGUAGCGGCGCGAGGGGCAGGGCGGAGGAAGAGUGGAGUGGUGCAGCGGAGUGGGGGAGGGGAGGGUGGAGGGAGCGGAGGGAGCGAGGCGCACGGGCCAGAGGGCACAGCAGUGCGCGGGGCACCGCGUGCCUUGGCCCCCGCCUCAGGCGUGUGCCAGGCUGUGCUGCGGUGGAGCCGCCACGAGUUCUUCUACAGCGCUCUCGACCGCCCCUGGUUCCACCACAGUGACUUCACCCGCUGCCUCGCCCUGCUCGCCGCCCACCAGCCAUGCUCCCUCUCUCGCACCCUCUGGCGCCUGCUCCGCUGUGCCAUGGGCAAGCCACGCCGCCUCUCCCCCGCCUUCCUCGCGGAGGAGCGCGCCAACCUCAACGCCUUCCGCUCCGCCGCCCGUGCCGCCCUUGCCGCCGCCGCUGCCGCUGCUGGGCCCGCAGAGGGGGGAGGGCAGGGGGGGCAGGUGCAGGGUGGGGGACUGGGCACACACGCGGUCAGAGAUGUGGAUGUGGACGUGCUGCCGGUGCCCCUGCAGCAGGGUCUUGGCAUGCCGCCAUUGCACGCAUGGCAGCCUGGCCACCCACUGCAGCUGGGCCACCUGGACCUCAACGCCUGCCUCUCCCCCCCCGCUGCUGCUGGAGCUGCUGGCCCUGCGAGUGACUCGUUCAAGACGCCCACGCACCGGCCACUGGCAGCACCGGUACUGCCCGCGGCCAGCCCAGGGGAGGCAGGGCUGUCGAGGGAGCAGGACGCGCGGGCGGUGGUGGAGGUGGUGCGGUGCUGCGACAAGAAGGCUGCGCUGCUGGCGGACCUGCAGUGGCUCAACGUGCAGGCAGAGGCGCACGUGGGGGCACAGGCGGAGGCGCACGCGGAGGCGCAGCAGGAGAGAGGCGCAGAGGGGGGGCUAAGGGGCGAGGGGCAGGGGGUGGCGAAUGGCACGGCGGUCACGGCGGGUGUUGGGGGUGGAGGGGCGGGUGGCGCAGGUGGGGAGAGGCAGGCGGGCGAGGGGGGCGUGAUGGGGGAGAUGGGGCGGGGUGGAGGGGUGGUGCUGGACGAGUCGUUUCAGCGGCAGUAUGCAGUGGUGUUGCUGCAACUCAGGGACACAGACAAGCAGGUGAGUGGGGAUAGGUGCUUGUGUGCACACGCUACUCUAUCGUGUGUGCAUGCCGUGCCAUGCCAUGCCAUGGCAACUCUUUCUCUGCGUGCCAUGGAGCCACACCUGCCGUUCGUUCCCUUGUCCCCUCCUUUCCCCUCGCUCCCCUGUCCUGGAACGGUCCUUCAUCAUGCUACAUGCCACCCACAUCCCAUGAUCAACUCUCUCUCCCGCUUCCCUCGCACUGCACCCCUCUGCACCCCUCUGCAGCUGGAUGACGCCCUGCGCGCGCUCAGAAGCCGCAAUCGCUUUCUCCAUCCAGGCCUGCCCCACCCCUCGCCCUCGCCCCUCCCUUCCCCACACACCACCAUCCGCCCCCUUCCUUCCCCCUCCGCUCCCCCUCUCUUCCCCUCCCCCUCCGCCCCCCCUCUCUUCCCCUCCCCCCUCAUGUCUGCCGCUCGCCUCCUCACUGCCUCCUCCUCCCACACCGCCCUCGCCAACGCUCCCCUCCGCCUCCCCCCUCUCAUCCCCCUACCUGCCCUCGCCCCCCCUCUUCCCCCUCUUGCUCUGCCGCCCACCUUCCUUCCCCCUCCCCCUCACCUCCUGCAAGCCCCUUCCAGCGCACCAGCACCAGCAGCAGCAGCAGCUGCAGCUGCAGCAGCACAAGCACCAGCAGCACCGGCAGCAGCAGCCGCUGGUGCUGCAGCAUUGGCAGCAGCGGGAGUCGUGGGAGGGCAAUCGGGGAAGGCUUAUCAGAGUGACAGGAAGGAUGACAGGGCAUUGCAAAGUUGCAAUGAGCAGGGCAUGGCGCUAGGGCGGAUGGUGGAAGCCAUGCAGGGCGGAGGGGAAGUGGAAGUGAGGGAGGGAGGAGAGGGAGGGCGGGAGGGACAAGGACUGCAGGAAGGGGUUGCGGGUGAGGGGGGGAGGAUGGUGUGUGGGGAGGAGGCGGUGUCAGGGGGGCCGGUGUCAGAGGGCGUGCAGCAGAUGAUAGGUGAGGCGCAGCAGCGUGCAAGAGGCAUGGUGGUCGCCGCCCUGCGCGCCCUCGCCCUCUGCCCUGCUGGCGCCGACCCCACGCUCCUCCUCAUGCAAGCUGUCUCCAACCCCCCCCCACCACACCUCCCCCCACCACACCUCCCCCCACCACACCUCCCACCACCACAUUUCCCCUCAGCUCCACCCACCUCCACCCCUCCAUCUGCCAUCCCCUUACCCACCACCGUCCCGCCUGCUGCUCCCCCUGCUGCUCCGCCUGCUGCUCCCCCUGCUGCUCCCCCUGCUGCUCCCCCUGCUGCCCCUCUGGCUGCUCCGAUGCAGCAGGCACAAGCACCACAGCAGCCGGGUCAGCAGGCGCAAGCCACACAGCAAGCAGCAGAGCAGGACCAGUCACUUGCUGCUGUGGGCGCUCCGCCCUCCUCUGCUGCACUUGCUGCUGAUGCAGGCAGCAUGGCACACCCCACUGAACCAUACCACACCGCAUUGCACCACACCGCUUCACAACACCCUGCACCCCUUCCUCCAUCCUCCUUGCGCCCCACGGCCCACCCCAGCAGCACCCCGCCCCCCCACCCGGCGCGCUACCGCCUGCUGCAGCUGACCCCCCAGGGCCCCGCCUUGAGGAGCCCGGGCAAGCUCGCGCACACCUUGCUCUCGCAGGGGGGCGGGGGGGCCAGGGGCGAGGCAGGGGCGGGGCGGUGGGAGGAGGGGGCGGGGGCGCGGGGGCUGCUUUGUGCGUCGGAGGAGGGGGGGCUGUCGGCCACCACGGGCACCACAGGGGGGUCCGACGCCGAUGCUGUGGGCGCUGCUGUUGGCGGCGAUGCCAAUGGGGGGGUAGAGGCAGCAGCAGGCGUGGUGGGAGGGGGAAAGGGGGGGGGAGCCGAUGGUGCAUCCCAGCAGAAAGAGGCGGCCUCCUUUGCCCAUCCUGCCACACCUGCCACUGCUCCCGCUCACCCUGCCUCUGUUUCCCCGGACCACCACCGGGCGCUCUUCUCCCCCUCCCCCCCGUUCUCCGCCAGUCCCCCCUCCCCCCUCCCGCCCUCCACCACUGCCACUAUGCCUGCCUAUCCGCCUGCUACGGGCUGCCCUGUCCCUGCCACAGCAGCCCCAGCCGGUUCGGCAGCCCCAACAGCAGCCCCAGCAUCCCAUGUGAUCAGCCCGCACCGGUCGUCCACCACCAAGGCCAGGCCCCCUUCCAGCCUCCGCCCCUCCUCCUCUGUGCCCUUGCCCGCCUGCCCUCCCAGCAGCACUGCACGUGCUGCUGCCACCGCUGGUGGGGGGGGUGAGGGGGAGGAGGGGAGAGAUGGGCUGCAUGGAGCAGCGGUCGCGAAUGGGAUGGUCGGAGGUAGCAUGGAGGAAGCGGGUCGAGGGGAGAAGAGCGAUGGAGAGAGAGAGGCGGAGGGGCAGACUCGACUGUCUGCUGGGGGCGAUGUCUCGCUCGUCAUGCAGCAGUGCCUCACCUCGCUGCUCCUCGUUCAGGCGGCGUGCAAAUGCACGGACUUGUCGGCGUCCGACCUGCAUGGGAUCCGCAAUUUCUGUCAGGCAACGAUGUCAUCUGCCCCUACUAACAACGGCACGCUCACCCGCAUUCAUUCGUGUAUCGCCAGUAUAUGCCAGCACCUCAUUUCCAACCUAGGGGCUCCUAGGCAACGCGCUCGUUGCUUUAGGCCUCUCUUGCUGGCAUAACUCUAGAGAAAUUGUGCUUGGGCAUGUAGAAUUGAGUGCUUCAAUAUGAAGCAUUAUAUUUUUUGUAUGGUGUUCAUACGCACUAUUUUUUUGUAU
Molecule: messenger RNA, 7257 nt
Organism: Closterium sp. NIES-67
Lineage: Eukaryota; Viridiplantae; Streptophyta; Zygnematophyceae; Desmidiales; Closteriaceae
Source: the annotation of a GenBank genome assembly